This is a messenger RNA of Asterias rubens (European starfish), 1043 nucleotides long. Its product is annotated as cancer-related nucleoside-triphosphatase homolog. The coding region runs from base 107 to 715 and encodes 202 amino acids. Lineage: Eukaryota; Metazoa; Echinodermata; Asteroidea; Forcipulatida; Asteriidae. The record is from RefSeq and is a predicted model, not a curated record. The transcript has 6 exons. Gene Ontology annotation, molecular function: ATP hydrolysis activity.
GCCACGUGUGUGCUUCAAAAUCAAAACAACAUCAACUGGUGAUCUCGGUUGCGUUUGAAAUCGUCUUUGACACAAUGGGUUUUACAAAAUAAUUAAAACUAGAUCGAUGAGCACUGAAUCUACUAUGGCCACUUCAUCAUCAGUUCCUUGCAUCCGUCAUGUGUUUCUCACAGGUUCUCCAGGAGUUGGAAAGACCACAUUGAUUCGUAAGGCUGUAGAACAACUUCAACAGAGCUCUGCGACAUUGCGAGGAUUCUACACUGAGGAGGUGCGAGUUGGGGGUCGGAGGACUGGGUUUGAUGUGGUUACAUUGAGUGGAAAGAGAGGACCUCUGGCAAGGGCUGGAGGAGGGAGCAGAGGGCCAAGUGUGGGUCAAUACACAGUGGAUUUGAGCUCAUUUGAAAGUCUUGCUUUUCCAGAACUGUCUGGCAAGGACCAUGUUGUAGCUGCCACUUCCAUGUUAGUCAUCGAUGAAAUCGGAAAGAUGGAGUUAUUCAGCCAAACCUUUAUCCAACUUGUGAGGAGACUUCUCAGCCAAUCAAGCUGCCCGAUACUUGGAACUAUACCUGUGCCUAAAGGAAAACCUCUGGGAUUGGUGGAGGAGAUUCGGAGCAGAACAGAUGUCAAAAUAUUUCUUGUCACUAAAGAGAAUCGAGGUGCUCUCCUUCCAGAAAUAGUCCAAGCAUUGAUGCAAGCAAGAACCAAUAUCACAUGACAAGUCACCUGACUAGUCAUAUGACAGUGUAUGUUUGUACACUCCAUAGCAGUCAAGGUUUCAGACCACUACCAUCCAAUUAUGUACAGUGGAUGCAUGAAGCAGUUCAAAUGAAGAUAGGAGUUUUGGAGCCAACUCUGAUUCAGUUUGGGAAAUCGUCAAACUGCCCACUGCUGCUUACUUCUAUGAGAACCAAAACAAAAUUUGAAAUUCCUUUAUAUUUAAAGGGGGAAGGAAGAGAUCUGGGUUGGCUAUUGGUGCGUUUGAUUAGCUUUCCGGUGUGGCGGUUUCAACUUUCCGCCGUGUUCAGUUUUCCGAAUGACCAAAU